Messenger RNA from Vitrella brassicaformis, 1368 nucleotides. The record is from the annotation of a GenBank genome assembly. NCBI's taxonomy places the organism in Eukaryota, Vitrellaceae.
AUGUACGAGGAGCUCAUCGACCGCGACCCCACCCUCGCCACCGAAGAACGCAACGACAUGAACCUGGUGUACAGGGCAGCCCUUUGGGCCAAGGGGUUCUAUCAGCAGUCGUUCAUCAGCAGCUACCUAGACCUCAUCACACAGCACGGGGCCGACAUGCUGGCAGUCGAUGGCAUUGGAUACACGCCAUUGCACCUGGCGGCACUGCGUGGGUCUCCCUACGUGGCUGACUACCUCUGCCGCAAGCUGCCCGCUGACCAGAUCGACAGACGGACGCGCCACGGCAAGACGCCCCUCGCCACAGCUGCCUAUUGGCUCGAUCUCGACACCCAACACCUGCAGGACCCGGACACACCCGAGGCCAUCAAGGAGGAGUAUCGCGCCAGAAUUGACAACCUCAAGCUGAUCAUCCAUUCGCUGCUGCGAGCGGGAGGCGACAUCAGCACCAUCCCCACAGCCACAGAGGAGCGCCGCCGUCAGCUUCGGCUGGUGCUGACCGAGUAUGCCACGGUGCUCAACGAGCUGCCUAUCGCUGUGAUGUCGGCCGUCAACGCCGCCCUCGCCCCCCACCGCUCCCUCGCGGCCCUCCUGACCCCCCGGCUAGCCGUCGGCCCGCAAGAGGCCCCCAUCUUCGGCUGGCGCAUGGCGUCAUACCUCUUCGACAUGGAUGCCGCCCAGGAGGCCAUCAGUGAGACCAUCGGUGUGCGGCACAGCGACAUGGCCCGCCGUGUGUGUGCGGCAGCGGAGCACUUCGUCAAGUCGGCGGCGUACCAGGCCAGCAGCAACAGGGAGGUGGUGGGCGGGACGGCCGAUGUGGGCGGCCAGAUGGUGCGUGUGCCGCAGCUGCAGUGCUUUGUGGUGGGCGGUGUGGGCGGUGUGGGCGGCCGCAAGAUGGAGUUGCGUGAGGUGGUGCAGCGGGCCAUCCUGGACGAGGCCGCCAAGUGGGGGCUGGCGGGGCAGAUCGACAACGGCUUCAGCAAGGAUGUGUCGGGCGUCCAGUGGGGAGCGGUGGGGUGGGUCGAGCGGGGGCGGGACGGUAGGGAGACGUUCAGGUCGCUGCGGCUCACAUGAGAUGCGGAGGCCCACACAUUUGAGUGGCAGGCAGGGUUCGGUUCGGUAAGUUGUGCGGUGUUUUGAGGGCUGUGUGGUGGUGUCCAUGAUGUGUUGUCUGUGUGUGUUUGAUUCUGUCCGUCUGUUUCGUCCAAGGGGAGCGAGAUGUCUGUGUGUGUGCGUGUGCAUUACGACGGUCCCCGUGUGUGUGCGUGAGUGUGUCGCUCUCCCUCCCUAUGGCUCUCGUGUAGGCGGCCUUGCUCCAGUAAGUAAUUGGCUGAUGGACAUUGAGUGAUGUCAAUUUUGUUCAAAUCACAA